GCCCUCUUCUCCGAGGCGGGCCUCUCUGUUUGGAUCUCUCUCGCUCUUUCUCUGUCGCCCUCGCUCCCUUCCAAUGCAAUUCAUUCAAAGGUGCUUGCCUUUGAUCUGCUCAGUAACAACAGUCACGUCAUUGCCCCAGUUCGCCGAGGGGAGGGGAGUUAAUACAGUAGGGCCGAGUUUGGUAGCCCUCCUGAGAGCUUCGACACAGCAGAUGCGUCAGACAGAGACAGAGAAACACAUACUGAACUAUUGGAGAAGCAUUCAUUCACUCACUCUUUUAGGCUCUUUUAUUGCUCAAGCGACUGACGAAGCUGAAGGAAUGGAACAUCAGUUGCUGUGCUGUGAAGUGGAGACCGUCCGGAGAGCUUACCAAGACACAAACCUGCUUAACGACAGAGUUUUGCAGACCAUGCUUAAAGCUGAAGACAAUUAUCUCCCGGCAACGAACUACUUCAAAUGUGUACAGAAAGAGAUUGUACCCUACAUGAGAAGAAUUGUUUCUACAUGGAUGUUGGAGGUGUGUGAGGAACAGAAAUGCGAGGAGGAGGUUUUUCCCCUAGCUAUGAAUUUUUUGGACAGAUAUUUGUCUAUUGAACCCACCAGGAAAACCCGUCUACAGUUACUUGGAGCUACCUGCAUGUUUCUUGCGUCAAAGAUGAAGGAGACCAUUCCCCUAACUGCUGAGAAGUUGAGCAUAUACACCGACAAUUCCAUCAGACCGGGCGAAUUGCUGCAAAUGGAACUACUAGUAUUGAACAAACUGAAAUGGGAUCUAGCCUCAGUGACUCCGCACGAUUUCAUAGACCAUUUCCUCUCCAAACUACCCAUCCAUCCGGACACCAAGCAAAUCCUGCGCAAGCAUGCGCAGACCUUUGUGGCUCUCUGUGCUACAGACGUAAAAUUCAUCGCCAACCCUCCAUCAAUGAUUGCAGCGGGCAGUGUUGCGGCCGCGGUCCAGGGCCUGCAUUUGAAGAGUGCGGACAACGCGCUGUCAUCCCAGCAGCUCACUGACUUCCUGUCCCAAGUCAUCCGGAGUGACCCGGACUGUUUGCGAGCGUGCCAAGAACAGAUCGAAUCCUUACUGGAGACCAGUCUCCGUCAGGCGCAACGGCACACCGUUUCCACGGAGACCAAGAACGUGGACGAGGAGCUGGACCUUUCGUGCACACCAACGGACGUGAGGGACGUGAACAUCUGAGCGGGACCGUCUCGCCGUGGUGCUCACUAAGUAGAGGCUGUUGAUGGAGGAGGACAGGGCUUCGGGGGAGAGCAGGGCUCGCUGAUUGACACCGUCUCAGCAACACCAGUCCCCACCCCCAACCCCGCUACGCUCUCAGCCACUCCCCCUCACAUGUGCUCAAAGCACAGGGUCUGGCCUGGCCUGGCCAGGACGUGCUGUCUGGCUCUCAACCGGUGUUUCAGGGGCCAGCCAGAGCUUGAUUCUUGUGCUUCUCUUUCUCCUUACUGGUUUGAGGGAGUAUCAAUUGGCCGUGGUUCCUUGUUAUUUGUUUUUGACAAAACAGACUUGAAUAACUGGUGGAAAAUACGAUAUGUAGUACUGUAUGUGUUGUUGCGCAACAAAAUAGAUAUCAUCUAGUGAAUCAUAACCUAGGUCUUCUUUUUUGUUCAACAAAUUAAGUAUCAUACACCUGCAAUCAGAAAUAAGAAGCUGGUCCUGAGUUGUUUGAUGACAGAAGUGUUUUAAAGUAUGGUAAUCCCCAUUUCUAAACGAGGUGUAGUUUUGUUGUUCCAGCUUAAUUUGGUCCAUGCUUGCUUUAAGGUUUAACCAACUUUGAGGUAUUACUUUUUUUGUGGGGGGGGGGGGGGGGGGG
This is a messenger RNA of Esox lucius (northern pike), 1832 nucleotides long. Its product is annotated as G1/S-specific cyclin-D1. The transcript has 5 exons. Gene Ontology annotation, molecular function: cyclin-dependent protein serine/threonine kinase regulator activity. NCBI's taxonomy places the organism in Eukaryota, Metazoa, Chordata, Actinopteri, Esociformes, Esocidae. Gene Ontology annotation, cellular component: cytoplasm; cyclin-dependent protein kinase holoenzyme complex; nucleus. Gene Ontology annotation, biological process: positive regulation of G1/S transition of mitotic cell cycle; mitotic cell cycle phase transition; regulation of cyclin-dependent protein serine/threonine kinase activity. The coding region runs from base 74 to 1198 and encodes 374 amino acids. The record is from RefSeq and is a predicted model, not a curated record.